This is a messenger RNA of Anopheles moucheti, 1231 nucleotides long. RefSeq lists its product as uncharacterized. The record is from RefSeq and is a predicted model, not a curated record. The transcript has 3 exons. NCBI's taxonomy places the organism in Eukaryota, Metazoa, Arthropoda, Insecta, Diptera, Culicidae. Gene Ontology annotation, biological process: septate junction assembly. Bases 154 to 534 code for a protein of 126 amino acids.
UUCAACCAGACGGUCGCUUGUCGCUUGAGUGCCAGAGUGUCAGAGCGUGUGAUUUGUUGUUAUUGUUAAACACCAUCGAGCUCAACCCCGUACGUCCCACCCUUUUUCCAACCCCCGUCAGCCGUCAACCGCAAAGCAAAGCAGCAAACAGAGAUGGCCGUUAGCCGAUUGUCCAUUGUGAAGUUCCUGGAGCUGGCACUCGCCAUCAGCUGCGUGGUCCUGCACUACAAAAGCCUUGGCGAGCGGGAUGACAUCACGAAGCUGCUCGCCGCCGGCACCUUCGUUGGGUACAGUGUGAUUCUAAUCGCCUUGUUUGCUGGGUACUUGCUGAGCAAUCCGAUCAACAAGAAGCUGGACCUGUUCUUCAGUCUGAUCGGUUGCGCCAUGUUCAUCGCGUCCGGCGUGCUGAUCCUGAAGGAGUGGGAAAAUUCCUGGAACACCGACACGCGAAAGAUUGCCAUCUCGAAGGGUUCGCUCGCGAUCGUCAACGGUGUGCUGUUCUUCUUCGACGCCAUCUUUACACUGCGCGACUAAGCGUCUUCGCGAUUUGACGUCUUCUAAUGUGCUAUGAUAGUGUGGAUUUUUUUUUCGUUUGUUUAUUUUUAUUGUUUUGUUUUCCACGUAAUCUUCAUCAUUAAUUUACCGAUCGGUGUACAGCUUUACAAUGAGGGGUCCAAAGCAUUCAACCAGCUAUACACGCGAUGGCGUAACGUAUACCGGUUCGCGAUACGAAGUUUAAACGCAGCAAGCGAUCGAGAGAUAAAAGUUCCCCAAAAGAAAUUAAGCGAACGUUACGUAACUUCCUCAAUAGAUGGCGCUAGCGCACCGUGCUUUGCUGUUGCUGUGCCAGAGUUGCAACCAAUGCUGCCAUGAACCGGAAACGCUUGCAUACAACACGUUCAGUAGCCUCCUCGAAGGGAUGUUGUUGUCUCUAUUUGAGUUGUGUGUGCUCCUUAAAUUAUUUCUCCAUCCAUUCACGCUUAUCGUCUACAUCUAACCUUAACCACGGAAAGGAAGUUGAAUCUCACAAUUGCACAGUGGAAUGAAUGUUUUGCUGUAAAGCUUUUGCUAUCUCACACACCGAUAUUUGGUAGGUAGCGGUCACGAUAUACCACGCGGUACGCUGCAAACACCACAACGAUUAUACGCAUUACCUCUAAGAUAUGAUAUUAUAUCUACGUUUCGAGUAAUGUACUCUUUUGAUAUAUGUGUAUACAAAUAAAACUAAAUG